AUGUCUUCAAUUGAUAACAAUCAUAAUGAUAAUGAUGAUGUAGUUUAUAGUUGUUUUUUCUAUGGUACAUUAAUGUCUCCAAGAAUUUUUGAACGUGUGAUUAAUAAAUCAACAACAACAACUAUUACAGAAUCUUCAAAUUCAAAUAUUAUUAACAAAAAUUUUAAUGCAAAUUCUGCCAUUUUGAAGGGAUAUAAACGUGUCAGAGUACGCUAUGCAACAUAUCCUGCAAUAUUUAAAACUAAUGAUGAUGAUGACGAGCAAUAUAAUAGAAAAAAUGUUAAUGUUUAUCUUAAAAAAAUUGAAACCAUAGCAACAUCAGAAGAAACCGAAAGAAUGGUAUCUGCACAAUCAUAUGUAUGGAGUGAUUCUUUAGAUUUUUUAGAAAUUGAUAAAGAAUGGAAUCCACUAGAUUUUGGAAUUUCAUUAAAUAAUUGGACUAAAAAAGAUUUUGAUGAAUUGUAA
Entrophospora sp. SA101 is the source of this 465-nucleotide messenger RNA. The record is from the annotation of a GenBank genome assembly. NCBI's taxonomy places the organism in Eukaryota, Fungi, Glomeromycota, Glomeromycetes, Entrophosporales, Entrophosporaceae.